CCAAUAUCCCAGCUCAGAUGAAUGGUCUGUGCUUCAAAGACUACUGCAAGGUGAUAGACUCUGCUUCUCUCAGCAUAUCUCGUAAGCCCAGAGGAAAGCACCAAAUACCAGGUCUCGAGGGAUAUGACCAAACGCCGCAACACCGCACCCAACCAUGGAUGACGACACAAGUAUGAAACAAGAGACGGAAGAAGGUCAUGAGGGCGGAGAAUCCGUUAAACAAGAAUUCACGGAAUUGUCCGAACCAGAUGCAUUACCUGCACAAGUCUCCAAGCCUUCAGUGGCGACCAACGAGGCUAGCCGAUUGAAGGACCUGCAGGCCGAUAUCCGUGACCAAGAUGAUCUAGAGAGAGAUAUCGCCCGCCAGGCAGACAAGCUGCUCCUGGAACAGGCCGACGAGCGGGACACCAAGAGGCUGGAGCGGACUCAGCGCGAGAAACAGAAGGUGGAGUCGCAAAUCUUGAAACUGCAUCAGCGUCUGUCCCAGCCCGUUGGGACCGCCGCCAGGGUCCGCGCGCAGAAUGAACUCCAAAACCUCGAGUCGCGUAACACCGCCUUGGCCAAUGACCUCGUGGACAUUCAGCAGCGGAUGGUUGAUAGAACCCGAGCGCAAGAGGGCGACGGCGAGACCUCCCGGAUCGGACGCCUGCCGAACGAGUCGCGUCGGGACUACCUGAUUCGCACGGGCAAGAUCACCCCCUUCAUGAACAUGAGCCAUGGUCCGGACCAUGGCCCUCUUGCUAGCUUGCAGGAUGCGCUCAUCGACGCUGAAGAUGAGCAUAAUGAAGCUGAGGCUUUGGAGCGCUUCAAAGUGCAAUCGGCAGUCUCCCACCGGAACCUCGUGCGUCCGGGGUUUGAUUUCGAUGUGUCCAGUGGUCCGGACAGUACGGAUCUGUCUGCUGAUACUCGGAGUGCGAAGCGUCGAAAGGUGACGCAUGCGCGGCCUCCGAAAAGUGAUCGCCAAAAGCAGGAGGCGUGGGGCGACAGCUCAGAAGCGCCUGAUGAAAGUCAGUCGGAGAAAGGCGAUGAUGACUCGAAUUACGUGGCGUCAGAAGAUGAAGAAUCACAGCCCGAGCUCGAGGAGAGCUAUUCAUGUUCUGAUGAGCUGUCAGAGCGAGCAGCGUCCCGGCAGGAGAAGAAUAAAACUUCUGCGGACGAAAUGGAAGAUUUCACCGGCCUGGACGAUGGUAAAGAGACGGUCUAUCAAAGUAGACUGCAAUCAUGGGUCAGUCGCAGGAGCGCUGCAAGACAGCGUGCGCGUAAGGCUCAGCAUACAGAAGAAGGUGGUGAUUCUGUAAUGAAUGAGAUUCCAGUUGAAGAAGAUCAUGAACAGGACGAGUGGUUCAAUCCUCACCCGACCGUUCCCGAUAUGCAUUAUGACAAUGGAUAUCGUCUUCCCGGCGAUAUCCAUGCCUUGUUGUUCGACUACCAAAAGACUGGAGUUCAGUGGCUAUGGGAGUUGCAGCAGCAACAAGUGGGUGGUAUCAUCGGUGACGAGAUGGGCUUGGGCAAGACGAUCCAAGUCAUCGCAUUCAUCGCGGGUCUGCACUAUAGCAAGAAGCUCACACAGCCCGUGGUUAUUGUGUGCCCGGCAACGGUCAUGAAACAAUGGGUCAAUGAAUUUCACCGUUGGUGGCCGCCUCUUCGUGUUUCCAUCUUGCACACCUCUGGCAGUGGCAUGGUGAAUCUCCGAAGUGAAAGCAGCAGAGAGGACGCAUUGCUGUCCCAGGCCUGGAAUGCAGCUACUUCUCGCCGUAUGCCUAACGGGUUGAAAGCGGCGCGCAAGGUUGUCAAGCGCGUCGUUGAAGAAGGCCAUGUGCUGGUGACGACUUACUCCGGCCUCCAAACUUACGCCUCCCUUGUGAUCCCAAUCGAGUGGGGUUGCGCUGUUCUGGACGAGGGCCACAAAAUCCGCAAUCCGAAUACCUCAAUCACAAUUCACUGCAAAGAGCUUCGGACUCCUCACCGCAUCAUUCUCUCAGGAACCCCCAUGCAGAAUAAUCUCACAGAACUGUGGUCAUUAUUCGACUUUGUCUUCCCCAUGCGACUGGGGACUCUGGUCAACUUUCGAAAUCAAUUCGAGUUCCCCAUCCGCCAAGGUGGCUACGCGAAUGCCUCGAACCUCCAGGUUCAGACGGCCGUCAAGUGUGCCGAGACACUGAAAGACGCGAUCAGCCCCUACCUUCUGCAGCGCUUCAAGAUCGAUGUGGCAUCCGACCUCCCCAAAAAGAGUGAGCAGGUUCUCUUCUGCAAAUUGACCAAGAUCCAGCGAGAGGCGUACGAGGCAUUCCUCGCAUCAUCCGAGAUGCAAGCCAUCCUCAACAAACGCCGACAAGUCCUGUACGGUGUCGACAUCUUGCGUAAGAUCUGCAACCAUCCCGACCUCCCAAAUCAUAAAAUCCAGUCCUCGGCGAAGGAAUACGGUAGCGGUAGCAAAUCCGGCAAGAUGCAGGUGGUCAAAUCACUAUUAGAGCUAUGGAAGGAUACUGGGCAUAAGACUCUGCUUUUCUGCCAACAUCGCAUUAUGCUAGAUAUUUUGGAAAAGUUCGUGCGCUCGAUGUCCGGGUUCAACUACCGCCGAAUGGAUGGCACCACUCCGAUUCAGCAUCGGCAGACGAUGGUCGACGAAUUCAACAACGACCCCGACCUCCACGUGUUCCUGCUUACGACCAAGGUUGGCGGAUUGGGCGUGAAUCUGACCGGAGCAGAUCGUGUCAUCAUCUACGACCCAGACUGGAACCCUUCUACUGACAUGCAAGCACGCGAGCGCGCGUGGCGUCUUGGACAAAAGAGGGACGUCACGAUAUAUCGACUGAUGACAGCGGGCACGAUCGAGGAGAAGAUCUAUCACCGCCAGAUCUUCAAACAAUUCCUCACCAACAAGAUCCUGAAGGACCCGAACCAGCGACAGACCUUCCAGAUGAGCGACCUCCACGAUCUCUUCUCCCUCGGCGAAGACAACCAAGGCGCCACCGAAACCAGCAAGAUCUUCAAAGACACCGCCGCCACGACCUUCAAGAACGGAGAGAGCCAACCCACAGCCCCCGCCGACGUCGAAGACGAAAAGCGAGACAUUCGCAAAGCGGCGGGUGUUGCCUCCAUUGAAGAGUAUCAAGGCGAACAGGAGCAACAACAACAACAACAACACCCAAACCCCCAAUCCGAACCAACCCCCGGCAGCAACCCGGGCUCAGCCCACCAAGAAGCCCGCAUCAUGGAGAAGAUCUUCGCGCGCUCCGGCGUGCACUCCGCGCUGGAACACGACCAGAUUCUCAACGGCAAACGCGUCGUCCGGGCGGACCCCAAGAUCAUCGAGGCGGAAGCCAAGCGCGUCGCCGCCGAAGCCGCCGAGGAGCUCCGCCGCGCCGGCGAAGCCGCCCGCUCCGUUCCCAUCGGCACGCCCACCUGGACCGGCCAGUUCGGUGUGGCCGGCCGACCGUCAGAUGAUCCGCCAGCCCCGUCAGCAGCCACAGCAUCGGCCUCCCUCUUCGCGCGAGGCGGCAGCAGUGCCCGCCGCGCCGGCGCAGGCCCUUCCUCCGCCAGCAUUCUCGCUAACCUGGCUGCUUCUUCCUCUGCUGCGCAGCGGCCCUCCCCCUCCUCGCGGAGCAACACGAAUAGUCCUGCCCCCUCGCGUGCGCCCAGUGGCAUCGACUUCAUCACCCUCCUCCGGGAUUUCAUCACCGCGCAUGGCGGCUCCGUAUACACGCAGAUGCUCAUCGACCAGUUUAAUCAUCACUGCACGACGCCGCAGAAGACGGCGGAGUUCAAGGAGAUGCUCAACACCAUUGCGGUGUUGGAGAAGGGCGGCCGGAGCCGACGCGGCAAGUGGACGUUGAAGCCGGAGUAUGCGAAGAGAUGAUAGUCACAAUUGCUUAAUGUUUGUUGACUCUGGGGGAUGAAAACAUGACGAUGGUAAUUUUACACAUGUG
Aspergillus saccharolyticus JOP 1030-1 is the source of this 3929-nucleotide messenger RNA. Its product is annotated as DNA-dependent ATPase RAD26. The coding region runs from base 155 to 3859 and encodes 1234 amino acids. Gene Ontology annotation, molecular function: ATP binding; ATP-dependent chromatin remodeler activity. Gene Ontology annotation, biological process: transcription-coupled nucleotide-excision repair. Gene Ontology annotation, cellular component: nucleus. The transcript is spliced from 3 exons. Lineage: Eukaryota; Fungi; Ascomycota; Eurotiomycetes; Eurotiales; Aspergillaceae. The record is from RefSeq and is a predicted model, not a curated record.